Messenger RNA from Ctenopharyngodon idella (grass carp), 2939 nucleotides. RefSeq names its product coiled-coil domain containing 62 (gene ccdc62). The record is from RefSeq and is a predicted model, not a curated record. NCBI's taxonomy places the organism in Eukaryota, Metazoa, Chordata, Actinopteri, Cypriniformes, Xenocyprididae. The transcript is spliced from 14 exons. The coding region runs from base 404 to 2422 and encodes 672 amino acids.
CGCGGUGGACGCCUCGUUCAGCGCAGAUCACAACAUGCCGUUUGAGAAUUCCGAACAUAAUCACCCGCGUCUUGUCACAUAUACAUUUCAAAGUGAUUCUGAAUUAAAUUUUUUAAUUGAACUUUUUUUGUCCAUUUUUAUAAAUUAAUCGUGGGUUUGGAUUAGGAAUUAGGAUCUUUACAUUACAUUUAUUUGUUUAUUUUUAAUCCCGAGUGUCUUGUUUACACUUAAAUAAUGGAUCUUUAAAAACAAUUAGACUGAACUCUGUGCCAUAAUCAGACAGCGAUACUGUGAUAUUGUGCAUCGGGAUGAUUUUGAUGCUGAUGUUUUGUUCAUUUAAAGUGAAGUUAGAUGUAAUUUGAGAUAUUUGUCAGUGUUAUUAGUUUGUCCAAUGUGAGAUGUGAUGAUGGAGGGUUUAAAAGACAGAAGAAACUCUAAAACUCCUGGAAGUUUUUCGAUAUCAAAAGGAUAUCCAGAGGAGCCCUGGCACAGUACUCCUGUAAAAAAGAAUCUUUUUGCUGCUAACGAGACCCCAGAUGUUUCCUACACCAGAACGAGACCAGCAGCACUGAGUUUGCACGAUCUCUCAAAACCAACGUCCUCUUUUUCAUUAACGCAGAAUUUCCAGACACCAGAUAAUGGGUUGGAGGCCUCUACAAUGCAGAGGCAGCGGCUGGAGCUGCAGCUUCUCAUUGCAGAAUUAAAGGACCGCGACCAGGAGCUCAAUGUCAUGGCAGCCGCCCAUCACAAGCAGCUGCUGUCCUGGGAGCAGGACCGUCAGAGAGUGCUGAUCCUGGAACAGAGAUGUACCCGACUGGAAGAUGAGCUGGAGAAGCGUAAUGAGGUGAUCAGAACUCUCAGUAGGCGGACGAAGGUGGCGGAAGCGAGAGAGAAAGACUCGCACAGAGAGCUCAACAGCACCCAACAGCAACUACACGAGCUGAGCCGGAGACAGAUGAACACCAGCAGACACGAGCAGGACUUGGAGGAGAGGAACCAGAGUCUGAACUCCACGGUCAUGAUCCUGUCAUCACAGGUGGGGCAGCUGCAGGUGCGCGAGGAAGAGCUCAGCUCCAUGCUCAAACUGAAGGAUAAAGAUGUGAUUGAGGCCACAAAUCACAUUUUAGAGCUGUCUGGUCGUCUUUGUGACCUAGAGAAAUCACUUGAAGAGCUGCGAACACGUGAGAGCAAAACGCUGCGAGAAAUGGAGGAACACAAACACCGAUUCAGAGAGGGCAGACAUGAAAACACACAACUUAAAGCUGAGCUUCAGGAAAAAACCAUUGAGAACAACAGCCAGAGAGAAGAACUCAUCCGCUUAAAGCAGGAAAACCAACUGCUAAAGAAAGAGAUCACUGCCGUUGAACUUCAGAGGAUAAAUGAAGAUAAAAGCUGGAGGGAUGAAUUACUUGAACUGUCCCGAUCAAAACAAGCUCGAGCUGAAUCUGAGCUGGUCUGUCUGCGGCAGGUGUGUGAAAACCAACAGAAUGACCUCCAGCUGCUGAAGCUGAACUUGGAGAGUGCCAGAGAGGCACUCCGACAUCAUGAGGGUCAAAGGUCACGUGAGAGGGCUGAUUCUGGUUUAGGAGCCAGUCAUGUGCUAGAAUACAGUGAUCAUCAAGGGACAGAACUAGAAACAGGGCUAAUGUCCACCCUGUGCCACAGCACAAGCAAAAAUCCCCCAUCAGUUUUAACGCAACAUCCUUGUGUCGAAAUGGAAACGCAGACUGACUUUGCCGCAACUUUGAGCGCCACAAACCAUGAAGUCGCAGAACAGUCAGCCGUAGAGGGAAGUUGCUCAGGCGCCAACUGUGUUAACAACACCUGUACAACUAACCGGUGUGAUGUCAAUGAACAAGAGAAAGAAACGAAGGAAAGAGCGAACAACUGUGUUGAGUUGUCAUCCCAGUGCGCUCCUCCAGCUCUCUGCUGUGAUAACGCUGUUAACCUGGAUUUAAUGGCUGUCAUUGACUAUGAUGCGGAGACAGGAACUCCUGUCUGUGUUGUCGAUCUGGAUAUCAGUCCAAGAUUCUCUUGCGCAGCAGAUCUGAGCCUUCACCUGGACUGCCCCUCCCCCUGUCACCAAAGUAGGCGGAGCUCUGUCAGUUUACCCGAUUCUACAAUAAGCAUUGAACUCUGUGGCAAUGAGGAUGGCUACAGCUCAUCCACAAGCCGUUUACAGCGUCUGCUGGCUGAAUCCCAGGAAAUGGUGGCAAGUUUGGAAAGCUCUGCCAAGAAAUCUGUCAGCCCAAUGAAAUCUCCAUGCCCCACAAACUGUGAUUCUGGUUGUCACCUCCAAAAUAACCACGGCAAUGGCUGCCACUCCCAAACCUCCACCCAUAGCCAAGAGGGCAGCCAAACAAGCAGGGAAAGUGACUCCCAGAUGAAAAGCAGCACACAUUUGCUACAAGGAAGCAAGUAAUCCAUAGAUCCACGAGAACCGGCGGAUCCCCGUUCAUCUUCUCCCUGCUUCUGAAAAUAAAUAAAUUUUUGGCAACCAAAGAGUUUUACAAAGCUAACAAGUAAUUUUUACAGAUACGUUUUUAAUCAAAAUCUAUUUUUAUGAUAUGUGUACUAAAAUAAGCAUUUGUGAUUAAUCCCACACAAAGCACUACCUCUGACUGGACAGAUGUAAAGACUGUUGUUAUUUAUAAACUACUUUCUUGGAGUGUUAAACCUGUCCUACGAGAUGACAAUGGUGUUGGUUGUUUUUUGUCAUUCCAGUUUUUUCUGUCAUCUAACCUGUUUGGUUUCAAAGAUAAUGAACUGUGAUGUGGCUCCAGUCUAGAUCAUUGUGUUUUACACCUGAAAUGCAGUGUAAUUCUCACAGUAAGGGCAAGGAGCCUUCAGCCUUUUCAAAAGACACUGAAACACAGUAUAUUUGCAUAAUCUCAGGACAAUUAAGAGAACAAUAAAGGUCUUUACAUGCUGCCAGUUGA